Oncorhynchus mykiss (rainbow trout) is the source of this 7095-nucleotide messenger RNA. The record is from RefSeq and is a predicted model, not a curated record. Lineage: Eukaryota; Metazoa; Chordata; Actinopteri; Salmoniformes; Salmonidae.
AAGAUGUCUGUCCAUCAAUUUCAUUUUAUUUCUUUACAAACGAUGGAAAAUACACCAAACGACGAUGCGUAGAAAUAUGAGGUUUUAUCCGCGGAGAGCGGAAGAAUCAACGAGACAAAAGAGGGAAAGCGGGUUGUCGUACCAUUUACUAGAUUUUCGCUCUCGCGGAAUGUCCAUUCCAGUGCGGAAAAAUACUCUUAUUGUAACGUUUCAACUGUAAAAUUGUUUUGUAAUGUCUCCAAUCCAACACCAUUCACUCGAUACAAUUUGCGUAUUGUUUGUGUAAUUGUGUAGAUUGGGUUGAUGAUAAAUGGCAUCGAAAUUGUUUGAUCACAUUUUCGCCGCGAGGUUUGUUCAGUUUCGGUUACACCAAGCAAAACAUGAAAUAUCCCCGUCGAUUACUGGUUUUAAAUAAAAACUGGUUGCUCAGUCUUAACUGCGACUUUCGAAAUCAUGUAAACCCGCACCACAUUUUUGUACAAUUUCUGUAAUAUCGUGAUCGAUCGGGAGAUUCCCAAUGUUUCUAGCAAAACAUUUUUUAUUUUCUCUUGCUGCGUCAUCAGAAAAAUAAAAUCGUUUCCAUACGCGAUGAUCCAUCAUCUGAACUUUUUAAACUAACGUUACUGUAAAUAUAGGUGAUCUCAGCGGAUAGGCUACUAUGUAUCACUUUAGCAUUUUCAGUAUUCUAUACAUGUUGUGCUUGGUAUGUACAGAGAACAGAAACGUCACUCUGGUGGUGUCAAGUUCCUUAUUUUUUUGUUGCUCUUCGAUCGCUUUAAUAAUGGAACACUAGUCACUUUAAUGUUUAUGUACUAUUUUAAUGUUUCUACUGUAUUUUAGUCAGUGCCGCUCCGACAUUGCAUUUCCUAAUAUUUCUUAAUUCCAUUAUUUUACUUUUUAGAUUUGUGUGAAUUGUUAGAUACUACUGCGGUGUUGGAGCUAGGAACACAAGCAUUUCGCUACACCCGCCAUAACAUCCGCUGAAUAUGCGUAUGUGACCAAUACAAUUUGAUUUGAUCUUCAGCUAGCAUAGCAUCUGGCCCAGGCUAAGCUGUUGACAAACCUAUAGGGCUUCUUGACCUGUAGGAAGUGAGGUCAACUUGUUGCUUGCGACUAGAAUAGGCAACAUAACCACGGUUCUAUGGUGUCAUCCAUAGAAUAACAUAUUAUAUAACUCGAUAUGGUGUCUUCAAUCUGACAUUCAUGCCUUUGUAGUUAUUGUGCAUGGUGGUCAACUGUCAAAUCUCUUGACACAUUUCCUUCCCCUCUUCUCCUGUGGUUUCAUUCGUUUACUCAUCUCUUGCUUUCUCCCUCUGAAUGGUUGUAAUUUGUUUUCUCCAGUGACCGCCGUGGACUAGAGCAACAAGUUGAAGUUCAGGAAAGUUGUCUUCACGCCACAAUGGACAAGAGCAACACGGUGAAGCUCUUCGUGGGCAACCUGGCUCUGGACACCACCCAGGAGGAGCUGUCGGCCAUCUUUGAGUCGUAUGGCCAGGUGGUCAGCUGCAGCGUUCUCCGACAGUUCGCCUUCGUACACCUACAGGGCGAGGGGGCUGCAGAGCGGGCCAUCAGUGAGCUGAACGGCAGGGAGUUCCGUGGGAGGAACCUGGUGGUGGAGGAGUCCCGGGGCAGACCGCUCCACUCCACCAAGGUGUUUGUGGGCAACCUGUCGGGCAUGUGCACCACUGAGGACCUCCAGGAGCUCUUCCAGACCUUCGGCAAAGUACUGGAGUGCGACAAGGUCAAAGCCAGGCUCUCCUCUUCUGCAGGAUACGCCUUUGUGCACAUGGAGAAUAAGGAGGAGGCUCUACAGGCCAUCGAGGCCCUCCACGGCACCUCCUUCAAGGGACGCCCGCUCUCCGUGGAGCUCUCCAAGGUACAGCCCUCUAAGCAAACCCCCACCGGGAAGAUCCCCUGUGUGAGCUGUGGGAAGCAGGGCCACUAUGCUGGGGAGUGCCCUGUAGGGAAGCCCUCUCUGGAACAGUACCAGAGCCAGGCAGCUGUGUUAGCUGCAGCCGCCGCCGCCGCAGCCGGCCUCCCCCUCCAGGUCCAGCAGAGCGUCCACAACUCUGUCUACAACACCUCGACCUUUGACCCCACUUACGCGGCGCUGACGGGCCACACCGCCGGCACGCGGACGGACGGCAACCCCGUCAACCAGGCAGUGUACGGUGCCCUGGCGACGCAGGUCUACGGCGCCAACGUGGCCAAUCAGCUCUACGGAGUCCAGGCAGCAAAUCAGGCGGCGGCGUUGACGCAGGCGGGCGCCACGCAGGUGUACGCCAGGUCCAUGAACCCCAGCCACGCCGCCCUCUACAGUCAGCUCAGUCAGAUCGCUGCCAGCCCCGCCGCUGCCUACUCCACACCCGUCUACGCGCAUGCCAUGGCCAACCACCACCACCACCCAGGGGCCGUGUACCUGGCAGCCCCUGGCGUAGAGAUGCCUACGACCGCUGCUGCCAUCAACCAGGCCUACGCCUUGGCACCGGCGCUCUAUGGCGGCGCCCAGCAUGCCUACGGUCACAUGGGGAUGGGAGCCAUGAGCGUGUCGGCGGACCCGUCGGCGGCCAUUUUUGAGGCGGCGAGGGUGCAGCACUACUUCGCCCAGGGACAGCAGGUUCUGGCCGAGCAGCAGAAUGCGGCGGCGGCCCAAGCGGCAAAGUCCGGGGAAAGGGACCGGAGUCCCCUGAGGCGCUCGGCGGGGUCCCUGCUGCCCGACCCGGUCAUGAAGCCCUUCAUGUAUCAGAGAGCGCCCAAGCAACGCCGGCCGCUGCUCCCCACCCCCGCUGGGCGAGCUGCAGAGGAGGAAGCGGAGGCUGCGGAGGACCCCAUGACUAGAGACCAGUGUCAACAGUACGCUGAGUACUACCAACAACAGCACCAACAGUACCAGCAGCUCCAGCAGCUACAAGAGCAGUACCAACAGUAUGCUGAGUACUACCAACAGCAACACCAACAGUACCAGCAGCUGCAGCAGUUACAGUACUAUGCAGAGUAUUACCAGCAGUACCAACAGUACCAGCAACUCCAGCAGUACCAGCAACUCCAACAGCUCCAGUACGCCUACCCACCUCCCAACCACCACGCCAUGGCCGCCAUCCCUGCCCACGCCAUUGCGGGCCACGCCCACCACCACGGCCAGCCCGGUCACGUCACGGCGCUGGACUCCGCCCUCAGGCCAGUGGUGCCCGCCUCCGCUAUGGUGGCAGUGCCCAGAGUGUAUGAGUCGCCGCUGCCGCCGCCACCGAACCGCAAGGAGGCCGUCCUCCGCCGAGCCCCCGAACUCUCCCUUCACACGCCUGAGCCCCCGUUCCGAUAGUCCACACCUCCCUCGCUCACACCUCCUCUGCCACCCCACCGCACACAACCCGUAUACCACCCUCGUACCCUUCCUUUCUCUCAGCGGCUGUGUGUAUCUGUGUGUGGAGGUAUAUAUAUCUGUGUGUCUCUGGAUGUGUAUCUGUGUGAGGAUUAGUGUUUUGUGUGUGGAGUUGGUUUGGUAUUAGUUUUUACUAUAGUCAAUGGAUAAACACCCAAGCAUCUAAACCCCAACCGUGGUCCUGAUACCACACACACAGUGCAGUGAAAAGGGGGAAAAUGAGCUCUUACCCGCCACAUACCGUUGGCUUAUUUUUAGUAGGGAUUUCUAUUGCCUUUUAAAGUGUGAGAAAUAGACUGAGAACCGGCAUACAUUUUCAUUGCCUUCAAGAGUGAUGAUUUACAGUGUAAAGGCCAACAUAUGAGGGUUCUCGAGGAUUCAGUGAGUUAGCUAAUCUCUCCCACUAGUUCAACAGAAAUAUUUCUAGCUUUUAUUUUAACGAUAUGAAUGUAUUGAAACUGCACUGUGGUUUGUUGUGAAGGUCCAGGGUUGGAGGGGGUCUGUGUGUCUUGCAUGCGUCGGAACUGUGGUGUGAGAGAGCGAGAGAGAUGUUGGCUUUCUGUUUCAAUGUAAUUCACACUGUCCGGUUCCCUCACUAGUGCCACCCUAGGGGACGCGAGGGCACAGACCACAGCCACACUAUUAUUUUAGAACUACAUUCUACCUACCCAGCCUCAUCCCCUCCCCUCACCCCGCUGCAACCAGAACACUGAAAGACACUGCUACAUUUCUGCCCUCUUUUACUCCCAUCUAUACCUUAGCCUGGUUAAACCAGAUUGAAUGCUGUGCUCACCACUGAAACAAUGGAGGAUUCCACAUUGUCAGGUUUCACCAGGCUAUCUAUACCUACCUCUGACGAUGAGAUAGGAUUGAGAUUAGCUGGUUAGAAUAUGAAUUGUCUGCUUUCUAUCCAUCCAGUAUAUACAUUGGUGUCAGUUGCAGGGUUGGCAUCCAUUCCAUUUGAAUUCAAAUCAGUCAAUUUACUUCCUGAAAUGGAAUGGACCCCAACCCUGGUCAGGAGUUUGGAGAAUGCCACAUUUUAGUGACUAAGAUGAUGUACUAUACUAAUAGUGUCUUGCUGCAUCAGUGUAUUUUGAGGCCUUUCGAAGUAUGUUAGUUUUUUUUUGUAAGUGGUUGUGGGGUCGACGUGUACAUUCUAACCCCUCAGAUCAUGUAGGUAUGAACUGUUUGGUGGAUUUAUAAGCAAGUCAACGUUUUAGACUUUUUAGCUAGAGAACCAUGCGUUUCGGUGAGCUUAACGUUGUGCCUGAGCAUUGCGUGAAGUGCAUUUAGUGGAGGGAAUAGCUCCUGUUUUUGAAGUGCUUUUUUUCUAAUGGCAGUCUUUUAAAAAUGUAAAUGUAAAAAAAAAAUCUGAGGUGGAGGGUUAACGGGUUAAGAUAAUGUGACGUGAUAAUUUUUUUUUUUUUUGUGGUGCGGUGACCUUCGCACCGAUGGAAUGAUGACAGGUGGAGCAGUAUCUUUCAGUCGCCCGCCCCCGACGUGUCCGUGCACCCCCGUUGUAAGACGACUCACUACCCCCGUACCCCACUGCCCUUUCGCCUUGUGGUUGUAGUGAUGUAGCUUUUUAUGUUGCAUAUUCUCUCUCCGUCUCUCAUAUAUACCAACGCACACACGGUUGCAUCUCCUUUGAAAUCUCGAUGGUUACAACAAAAAAAAGUAUUUUUUAUUCUUAUUGCUUGCCUUGUGUCUGACCAUGUUUUUUUUUAUUUUGCCUUUUUUUUGUCUUUUAAAAAAAAUAAACAAUUAAACCGGCAUGCUUUUUAAUAUGUACACUAUACAUGCCCACCAUUUUUUAAAUAAAGAAUGUUUCUGACUAGUGGAGGGGGGGGGGGGGGCCCUGAGCGUUUCAGAUGUUUUUAUUUUUUUGUAUGUUCACUCCUUCCUGUUUCUCCUUGUUGUAAUGACCAGACCCAUGUGACUGGGGACCAGGGUGGCAGAGAAAAUGAGGAGUAGCGUCAGUGUGUGCUUCCCCCCCUAGUCUGCCUCGGUGGAUGGGGUCCCCGGCCGUCCAGACACAGCCAAGCGUGUGAGGUGAGAGGGGGAAGACAAUAAACGUCGCGCAGGCAAAUGGGAAGUGGGAACUCAAUCUACUCCACCAAGGAUGGCUCAACACACACACUUGUCCCCCAACAUGUUCACUGGGCAGCCGAGAGGUGCGUUGCUGGCGGCGGGCAGAGACUUGACAGGGAGAGGGCGUGGUCUUCCUGUCUCUCUCUGCUUAACCACUGAAAAGAAUGAAGGAUGGAUAAAUGGAUGGAAGGAAGCUGCGUUGGUAAUGUAGGGAUCUCUGGCUCUGAUCCCUGCCUGUUCCCUUAAACCCAUUCUGUCCUGAAAGGUUCACCACCAAUCUCUCCUCUGAGCAUUCAAACUACAGUAUUGCACCGGCACAAAAUGGACUAACUCAAAUAACUAAUCAGGAUGUGCCCCCCCCACACACACACACACACACAUAGUCCCCUUUUCCUCUCAGACGUGGAUGUGUGGAGUCUGACUCUAGUGCUUGAGCAAAUGCAGUCAGCCUUGUAUUUCUGAAUUCCCCCUGGCCUGCUCCCUAUUAGCUCACACUGACUGGUAACCAUAUGGCUGCAGCCUUUCAUCACUGCUCCUGUCCUGCUCUACCUCGCGCUGCACAACACAGGACAGGAAAGCCAGAAAUGCUGCCUUACCAAUAGAAUCUCAAUUCCAAAUUUCGCCCCUCUUUCCUGAAAUGUGCGCUUGUCCACUCCCCCUCAAGGAAGUGUGUGUGGGGGGGGGGGGGGGGGGGGGAGCAUUGGAUUGUUCUAGACAGUAUACCGUAUAUCUAAUACCAAUCUCAAUAUUUUCAUGGAGUGAACGAGUGCACACUUCAAGGAGAUCGGGGAGAAUUGGAAUUGGGCCACAGUUUUGCCCCCAGGGUAGUUGCCAGUCCACUGUCUAUCACACUUAACAUUGCUGCCCAAAUACUACCUAGUCACAUCAAAUAUUAUAUCCUCACAUGCAAGGACUAAGUUGACUUAAUUAAGAAUCUGGGGCAAGUCAAGUGUAGUUACAGUGUAAUGGUGUGCGAUUUCAUCUGGUUAAGGAAGAUACUAUUUAUAGUCCAACGAUAUAAAGGCAACCUAAUGUAAACUGUUACCUCAAUUGUUAUCUAAUAGCUAUGUUCUUAUAGUCUGAGUUAUUGGAGGAGACAUGUUUUAGGGAGAAAGAGCAUCGUCGUAUGCCGAACUGGAUUGUUAAGGUGAUGUUUUUGCAAAUAUCAAUGUUGAGUAAUUUGGUACUUCAAGUGCAUUUACAGGAAAAAACAAGUGCAAAUAAUCAGCAUGCUUGAAGGAGAUGAAGGGGGACAUUUUAAUGGUGCAAAAUAGUUCAAAGACGCCAGAAAAUAUUGUAAAACUCAUAAUCCAGCAGUGUUAUACAUUUUUUGUUUCAACAAUGUGCAUUAUAAAAGUGAUUAUUUAACUAGAGUUUAGUAUGCGGAGCAAUGCAUGAAUAAGGCCCUUUUUAUAACACACAAUGCUUGAGAAGUCUAAUUUAAUCACAAUGCCAGAUUGAGUUUUUGUUUUUGCACGACUUUGCACCAUGAAAAUGUCUCCUUAAAUGUAUUAUGACAAUGAAUAAGCACAUUUCAUAUACUUAUGUAUAGUCCUUGCAUUGCUUAUGUCUCGAGGUACUGUACCGUCUGCAUGGUUGUACCAAAUAAAUUAUUUUAAAAUCAA